Gadus macrocephalus (Pacific cod) is the source of this 1539-nucleotide messenger RNA. Its product is annotated as myocyte-specific enhancer factor 2A-like. The transcript has 4 exons. Lineage: Eukaryota; Metazoa; Chordata; Actinopteri; Gadiformes; Gadidae. Gene Ontology annotation, molecular function: histone deacetylase binding; DNA-binding transcription factor activity, RNA polymerase II-specific; protein dimerization activity. Bases 1144 to 1539 code for a protein of 131 amino acids. Gene Ontology annotation, biological process: positive regulation of transcription by RNA polymerase II; cell differentiation. The record is from RefSeq and is a predicted model, not a curated record.
UCCUGCAGAUAGCCUGACUGUGGGACUAUAUCAGUUUGCCGGUACUUGGGGUCCAGCGGGGUUUUACAGUCUGUAAAACAGUUAUUCAGCAGAUAAGGCAACACAACCCAACCCACCAGUGAGCCUAGCUGGAGCCCCCGAGCCGAUAGGCCGCCAUCUCCUCCCCUGCACGAUGUCAGCGUUGGUGUGGCUCUGCGUGGCCUGGCCGUGCAAAUGCAAAUUAUGUUGCAUUUGUGGAUCCAGUCGGUGCAGCCAGACUAUUUGAAUAUUGUCCACAACUUGGAACUAACAUUUCUAUUGGCAGAGCAUGACAGAAGAGGAAACAUUUUCCUCCUGAUAUAGUUGGUUAUUGUUGGUUGUUUACUGUGAACGAAACAACAUAGGUUUAUGUUCACUUCUGAGUUCCAGUUGGCCCUUGAGAAAAACACGUACCACUUAUGAAGGUUACAUUUUGCCACGGAGAGAAAUAAUGAAUGUUUAAUGAUAUCCCUUUUUUAAAAGAACAGGUCCAACAAUUAUUAAAUAUGCUCAUUUCUCCAACAGACAAAUAUAUACGGGUGAAAGUUACAUUCCAACCACAAAUAACAUGGUUAAUCAAUCAAGGUUAAUCAAUUAUAUUCCGGUUAAUUAACUCUAUAGAAUAUAAUGAUAUGACGACAUUACUUUUGUUGUCCAUUAAAUGAGCUGUAGGUAGGAUUUGGAAGUAGAUUGACACUAAACCACCCAAGAACAUACCCUCCCUCUCUGCUCCCCUCCCCUCGCUCCGCUGGAUUCCCAUAACCAAUCAGGGAAGAGUUACCGUGAUUGGUCAGAAAUGAGCCAGGAGCGGUCAAAACUCGCGUAGAAGCAGCCACAGCCAAUUCUCAACAGAUAUUCUCACAGCACAUUUCACUUACUAAAAGCUGACGAAUGGCCGUGGUUUAUCAAACAAAUUACACUGAAAUGGUAGCUCUUCAAUCUAACAGCGUCUUUAAGUAGGCCACUUCAUAAGAUGAGGUGGGGAUAGAGGGCAGUGUGUAGGUGACACUUUCGGAGAGCCUCUUAAUGUUUACAGGUAGCCAACACAGACAGAAGCACCCUUUUUCAAGCCUGUGUUUCAAACUUUGACCUCUUCAGAUCUCCAGCUGAUCCUCAGCAUCUAAGAUGGGGAGGAAGAAGAUCAGCAUUUCCCGCAUCCUGGACGAGAGGACCCGACAGGUCACCUUCACCAAGCGGCGGUUCGGUCUGAUGAAGAAGGCGUACGAGCUGAGCGUCCUGUGUGACUGCGACAUCGCCGUCAUCGUCAUCAGCGGCAGCAACAAGCUGUUCCAGUACGCCAGCAGCGACAUGGACCGCACGCUGCUGAGGUACACGGAGCACGGCCAGGCCACGCAGAGCCACACCAACGCCGACAUCGUGCAGGCACUGAGUAAGAAGGAGCAUCGACGCUGUGCGCCUCCUGAUCACCUGACCCCCAAACCGACCAAUCACGACGGGCCGCCAGGGCGUCAGGUCAACGCCUCGCUAACCACACAUCACCGCAUGGUAAAACUAAAGUAA